AACAACUAAAGCAGCGUCUAUCUCCUCCCCUGUUGGCUCCUCCUCCAUCUUCUAAACCUAAAAAACAAACAGGCGACUGACUGACAGAUCUUCUUUCAAUCGCAGGGAGGGAGGGAAGGUAAGGUUCAAUCAGCCAGCCAGCCAGCAGGUAAUCAUGUUUUUGACAAGGGGGGUUUUUGGAAGGAGGCUGUUUUCAACAGCAGCAAGAUCAGAGUCUUCUGCAGCUGCUGGUACAGUGAGGACCACCGCACAUAACCCGCUUGAGGAGUUCUUUGAGGCAGAUAGGAGGAAUCCAGAGGAGGAAAAACCUCUUGUCUAUGGACGUAGUUGGAAGGCUUCAGAACUGCGUCUCAAGUCAUGGGAUGAUCUGCAGAAGUUAUGGUACGUCCUACUUAAGGAAAAGAACAUGCUCAUGACUCAGCGACAGAUGCUUCAUGCUCAAAACUUAAGGUUCCCUAAUCCAGAACGCCUACCUAAGUCAAUGUGCAGGUUAGAAAAUCAAUGUGUAGAAUCAAGCAUGUACUGACUGAAAGAGCGAUUGAAGAUCCAGAUCCUCGGAGAACUGCUGAAAUGAAGGGAAUGAUAAACGCUUUGUGAUACUUUCACUGGAUCAUCAUUUGAGCACCUUGAUAUAUUUGAAGAAAAUUCUUGUCAGCUCGCUCGCUGUGAGCUUGAUUUACCUCUCAUGUUGAGCACUUUUGAGUGUAGAAAGAAUAUGAUUAAUAGCUUGGCAGUUGGCACUUCAUGAAUAGCCACGCUUGUUAUCGUUUUAAUUUCCAAGAAAUGAAUGAUACGCAAACCCAAACUUGUAAGUGUUUUAAUUGGUGUAUAGGCAUUAUGCCUAGUGAAGAUGGAUAUAAUCGGGUGAUUCCGCUGGUGGCA
This is a messenger RNA of Helianthus annuus (common sunflower), 882 nucleotides long. RefSeq names its product 39S ribosomal protein L47, mitochondrial. Gene Ontology annotation, cellular component: mitochondrial large ribosomal subunit; mitochondrial ribosome. Gene Ontology annotation, molecular function: structural constituent of ribosome. The transcript is spliced from 4 exons. NCBI's taxonomy places the organism in Eukaryota, Viridiplantae, Streptophyta, Magnoliopsida, Asterales, Asteraceae. Bases 155 to 526 code for a protein of 123 amino acids. Gene Ontology annotation, biological process: mitochondrial translation. The record is from RefSeq and is a predicted model, not a curated record.